This is a messenger RNA of Linum tenue, 237 nucleotides long. The record is from the annotation of a GenBank genome assembly. NCBI's taxonomy places the organism in Eukaryota, Viridiplantae, Streptophyta, Magnoliopsida, Malpighiales, Linaceae.
CUUCCCUCGAGUUGCUGCUGUCUCCACUAACUUGGAUGCUAGGAUCAACGACAUCGUGGAACUUUCAGACUUGUGUGGCUUCCUGACCAGGAGGCAGGCUUUUCGGUCAAAUCCAUGUACAGAGCAUUGAUGGAGAACAGGUGUCCAGGAUUUUCCGCAUUCCCUGCAGAUUCUGUUUGGAGGAAAAUAGUUCCUUCAAAGAUAUGCUUUUUCAUUUGGACAGUGGCGCACAACAGC